Messenger RNA from Knipowitschia caucasica, 1902 nucleotides. NCBI's taxonomy places the organism in Eukaryota, Metazoa, Chordata, Actinopteri, Gobiiformes, Gobiidae. The record is from the annotation of a GenBank genome assembly.
AUGGUGGAGCUGUGUGGAGGCCCUCACCUGUUCGUGGAUGGGAUCAGUGCCCACGACCUGCAUCAGGGACAGUUGGGGAACUGUUGGUUUGUAGCCGCCUGUUCCAGUCUGGCCUCCAGAGAGUCCCUGUGGCAGAAGGUCAUCCCGGACUGGAAGGAGCAGGAGUGGGACCAGGAGAAGCCCGAGUCGUACGCCGGGAUCUUCCACUUCCGGUUCUGGCGUUUCGGGGAGUGGGUGGACGUGGUCAUCGACGACCGGCUCCCUACUGUGGACAACCAGCUGGUCUACUGCCACUCCAACGACCCCAACGAGUUCUGGAGCGCCCUGGUGGAAAAGGCCUACGCCAAGGUGUAUGGGUGCUACGAGGCUUUGGACGGGGGGAACACAGCAGAUGCCCUGGUGGACUUCACGGGGGGGGUGUCGGAACCCGUGGACCUCCUGGAGGGUCACAUGGCCUCAGACGAAGCCGCCCGGAACCAGAUGUUUGAGAGGGUCCUCAAAGUGCACAACCGAGAUGGCCUCAUCAGCUGCUCGAUACGGGUCCUCACCCCCUCCCCCUCACCCUCUCACCCCCUCAUCAGCUGCUCCAUACGGGUAGGUCCUCACCCCCUCACCCUGUGUGUGUACCUGUAUCCCUGUGUGCCCCAGGCCAGCACCAUAGAGGACAUGGAGGCGACUGCCACCGCCCCAGAGGACAUGGAGGCCUGCCUGGACUGCCACCACCCUGGAGGACAUAGAGGCCCACCUGGACUGUGUGUGUCCCUGUGUGUACCUGGGUCCCUGUGUACCUAUGCUCCUGUGUCCCUGUGCUCCCAGGCCACCACCCUGGAGGACAUGGAGGCCCGCCUGGACUGCCACCACCCUGGAGGACAUGGAGGCCCACCUGGACUGUGUGUGUCCCUGUGUGUACCUGUGUCCCUGUGUACCUAUGCUCCUGUGUCCCUGUGCUCCCAGGCCACCACCCUGGAGGACAUGGAGGCCCGCCUGGACUGUGCCACCACCCUGGAGGACAUGGAGGCCCGCCUGGACUGUGUGUGUCCCUGUGUGUACCUAUGUCCCUGUGUCCCUGUUCCCCUGUGUACCUAUGCUCCUGUGUCCCUGUGCUCCCAGGCCACCACCAUAGAGGACAUGGAGGCCCGCCUGGACUGUGGCCUGGUCAAAGGUCAUGCUUAUGCUGUGACUGACGUGAAGAAGGUUCGUCUCGGACACGGACUCCUCGCCUUCUUCAAAUCUGAGAAACUGCAGAUGAUCCGCAUGAGGAACCCGUGGGGCGAGAAGGAGUGGGGCGGGCCCUGGAGCGACAGUUCUGAAGAGUGGAACAAAGUGAGCAAGAGCGAGCGGGAGAAACUGGGAGUCACUGUUCAGGACGACGGGGAAUUCUGGAUGACCUUUGAUGACUUCUGCCAGUACUUCACGGACCUGAUCCUGUGCCGACUCAUCAACACCUCGUACCUGAGCAUCCAUAAGACCUGGGAGGAGGAGGUGAUGAGGGGCUCCUGGGCCCAGCGCCACGACCCGCUACGGAACCGGGCCGGGGGCUGCAUCAACCACAAGGCCAGCUUCUUGCAGAACCCACAGUACGUGUUUGACGUGAAGAAGGUGGAAGACGAGGUGCUCAUUUGUUUACAGCAGAAGGAGAAGAGAGCGACGCCCAAAGACGGAAAGUCCGAGAACCUGGCCAUCGGCUUCGACAUCCACAGGGUGGAGUUGAACCGAAAGUACCGCAUGCACACGGCGCAGCAGAAGGUUGCGGGUUCCAUCUACAUCAACUCUCGCUGCGUGUUCCUGCGAAAGGAGCUGAAGGAGGGCCGUUACGUCAUCAUCCCCACGACCUUUGACCCCGGGCAGCAGGGCGACUUCCUGCUGCGUGUCUUCACUGAUGUGCCUUCAGACUGCAAGUAA